Bursaphelenchus xylophilus (pine wood nematode) is the source of this 279-nucleotide messenger RNA. Lineage: Eukaryota; Metazoa; Nematoda; Chromadorea; Rhabditida; Aphelenchoididae. The record is from the annotation of a GenBank genome assembly.
AUGGUAGACGUUUCGGUUGAGUUUGACAUCUUUAACCACGAAAACCGGGGAUAUCUUGCCUCUGGCGUAAACUUUUGCCCCCAUGCCGUCACGGAAGAGGUUUUGACAUGGUUCGAAGAUGGCGGAUGCUUGAUGACGCUCAACAGUUUAAUUCCUGCCAUUCUGGUGUUUGUGGACCAGCUCAAUGUUGAGCUAUAUCUCAUCCAUGAACAGGAUGUCCUCUCAUCGCCGAGCAGCGGCGCGGCGUCUGAGUUUUUGACGUCUUUUGAGCCGUACUAA